Messenger RNA from Engraulis encrasicolus (European anchovy), 1831 nucleotides. It is a transcript of the gene dnaaf11, whose product is annotated as dynein axonemal assembly factor 11. Lineage: Eukaryota; Metazoa; Chordata; Actinopteri; Clupeiformes; Engraulidae. The record is from RefSeq and is a predicted model, not a curated record. Gene Ontology annotation, molecular function: protein binding. Gene Ontology annotation, cellular component: cytoplasm. The transcript is spliced from 12 exons. Gene Ontology annotation, biological process: outer dynein arm assembly. The coding region runs from base 34 to 1329 and encodes 431 amino acids.
GCAACCCUCAUCAACAUCAACAUCAACAGAGAAAUGGGACGAAUCACCGAGGACAUGGUCCGCCGGCGCGCGGAACACAACAACUGCGAGAUCUACUCGCUCGAGGAGCUGUCGCUCCAUCAACAGGACAUCGAACGGCUGGAGCACGUGGACCGGUGGUGUCGCGACCUGCGGAUUCUCUACUUACAGAACAACCUCAUUCCACGAAUAGAGAACGUGGGGAGGCUGAAGAAGCUGGAGUACUUGAACCUGGCUCUGAACAACAUCGAGGUCAUAGAGAACUUGGAGGGGUGUGAGAGCCUCCAGAAGUUGGACUUGACGGUGAACUUCGUGUGGAGUCUGAGCAGCGUGGGCAGCCUGCGUAGCAACACGCAUCUGAGGGAGCUUCACCUGGUGGGGAACCCCUGUAGCCAAUACGAAGGGUACAGGCAAUACGUCAUCACUACACUACCACAACUACAGUCAUUGGAUGGUGAGCCCAUCAAGAGGGCGGAGCGAAUCCGAGCAGAGCAGGGAUUGGAGAAGCUGAGGAGGCGGAUCCAGGAACAGCAGGCUGACCAAUGGCAGAAGAGGGAACAGGAGAAGAAGGCGGGGCAAGAGAAAAACACACCCAUCACACAAGAAGAUGGAAGUGACGAAGAGAGUCCAGAGAGCGAGGCGGAGCGUCUGCAGCGGGAAAAGGAAUUCUGGGAAACUCCAUGUGACUACACUCCAGAGUCCAGAAUGGAGGCCCAUCGACACAUGGAGGAGAAGAGACGCCAGAGCUCUGGAGAACCGGAGAAGACACCAAAGAAAACAAGAACUCUAAUGACUGAAGAUGGAAGAGCACUGAACGUCAAUGAGCCCAAGCUGGACUUCACACUGACAGAAGAUGAGGACAACAACUGCAUUCAGCUGGACUUGCACGUCUACAGGCAUCUGGACACGUCUCUGAUGGAGGUGGAUGUUCAGCCUACAUACGUUAGAGUCAUGGUCAAAGGAAAGGUGUUCCAGUUGUGUCUGUUUGCAGAGGUGAAGCCAGACAGCAGCUCUGCCCAGAGAUCCCAAACUACAGGACACCUGCUAAUCACCAUGCCCCUGCUUCAUGGGGAAGUGAAACCGAAGAAGCUGCCUCCAAAAAAGCCCUUGGUCUCCCAUAGCAACCAGGUGGACGAGGACAAGAAGAGGAAAGGGGAGUGGCUGGAGGUGGAUCCGAGUAAGGCCCCCCUGGAUCUUAGCAACAUCGCCACGACGACCCCCAGCGGCCCACAGUUGCUACGGAAACCACCAGCUGUACCUGCUGUCUCCAAGGACUUCAUAGACAAUCCAGAUGUCCCACCUCUGAUGUGACACCUGCUAGGCUGCCCCAGCGUGUGUGUGUGUGUGUGUGUGUGUGUGUGUGUGUGUGUGUGUGUGUGUGCGUGUGCGUGUGUGUGCGUGUGAGCAUGCAUGUGUAAGUGUGUGUGUGUGUGCACAUGUGCGUAAGUAUGUGUGUGUGUGUGUGUGCACAUGUGUGUGUGUGUGUGCACAUGUGCGUGCGUGUGUGUGUGUGCUUAAGUAUGUGUGUGUGUAUGCGUGACUGUGUGUGUGCGUGCGUGUGUGCAUGUGUGUGCCUGUGUGUGUGAGUGUGUGUGAGGGAGCAUAUCAUUAAAAGUCUGAUUUGUAUAAGGAGCUUGUGAACGUGUGUAUGAACUGUGUAUGAACUGUGUGAUCAUAUGGUUAGUAAUGUAACCAGUGUGUUGGUGUGCUUGAUCAUAGGAUUAGCUAGCAGCAAAUGAAAGGUGUGUGUGUGUGAGAGAGAGAGAGAGAGAGAGAGUAAGACAGGGAGGCAGAGGGAGCGAGAGAGAGAGAG